Messenger RNA from Carassius gibelio (silver crucian carp), 2085 nucleotides. Its product is annotated as G protein-coupled receptor 137Ba. The coding region runs from base 290 to 1456 and encodes 388 amino acids. Gene Ontology annotation, cellular component: lysosomal membrane. Gene Ontology annotation, biological process: positive regulation of TORC1 signaling; regulation of autophagy; negative regulation of osteoclast differentiation. The transcript has 9 exons. NCBI's taxonomy places the organism in Eukaryota, Metazoa, Chordata, Actinopteri, Cypriniformes, Cyprinidae. The record is from RefSeq and is a predicted model, not a curated record.
UGCGUGCGCUCACUGUAACGGGAGAGGCUCGGUGAGUAACGGGGAUGAACUCUCGAGGAGACUGUGAGGAGUUCACGAGGAGCCUCGGACAUCAUUUACAUCACUAGAGAAAUCUGACCCCUGGAGGACGACGUCACCACAAGAGGUACAAUUAUGUUUCGCAACCAACACAUCUGCAGACAAAUGAGAGACGGCAGAGGAAUGUCCCGUUUAGUCACUUAUUCUGCACAACGACCAGUUUUCAGCAGCUUCGGACGAGGCGUGCGUGUCUGAGGCUGAUGGGAAGGUGAUGACAGACGCAGACAUGGAGCAUCCGUCGCAGGGAUCGUCCGGAGCGAACGCCUCUCUCUCUCCUCCGACGCUCAGUCCCUCCAUCCCUCCGUUCGUCAAGCUGGGCCUGACCCUGGCCUACACCGUCUUCUACUCGCUGCUGUUCUCCUUCAUCUACGCUCAGCUGUGGCUGGUGCUGCGCUACAGACACAAGCGCUUCAGCUACCAGACGGCGUUCCUGUUCCUGUGUCUGCUGUGGGCGGCUCUGCGUGCGCUGCUCUUCUCCUUCUACUUCAGAGACUGUGUGACGGCCAACGCUCUCGGACCCUUCUCCUUCUGGCUGCUCUACUGCUUCCCCGUCUGCCUGCAGUUCUUCACCCUCAGCCUCAUGAACCUCUACUGCGCUCAGGUUUUCUUCAAGGCCAAGUCGAAGUUCUCUCCUCAGCUGCUGAAGUAUAAGCUUCCUCUCUAUCUGCUGUUCUUCAGCGUGAGUCUGCUGUUUCUUCUGGUCAAUCUGACCUGUGCUCUUCUGGUGAAGACCAGCCUCGCUGAGGUCAAGAGCGUCGUUCUGGUGCGUGUGGCCAUCAACGACUCGCUCUUCGUCCUCUGCGCCGUCUCACUCGCCGUCUGUCUCUACAAGAUCGCCAAGAUGUCGCUCGCCAGCAUCUACCUGGAGACCAAGGGCACGUCUGUGUGUCAGGUGACUCUGAUCGGGCUGAUGGUGAUCCUGCUGUACGCCUCGCGAGCUUGUUAUAAUCUGGUGGUUCUGGCUCUGAGCGACAUCGAGAGCAUCGACUCGUUCGAUUACGACUGGUAUAACGUGUCGGAUCAGGCGGAUCUGCGCUCCAGUCUGGGAGACGCCGGUUACAUCGUGUUCGGUGUGAUUCUGUUCGUCUGGGAGCUGCUGCCCACGUCUCUCGUCGUCUUCUUUUUCCGGGUGCGGAAGCCGGCCCAGGACCGGAGCGGUUCUGUGAUUCCCAGCCAUGUCUUUUCCAAUCGGCCGUACUUCUUCGACAAUCCCAGACGCUACGAUAGCGACGAUGAUUUAGCCUGGACUUCCCAUCCGGUGACCGCCUCGACCAGUUUGUCGACGGAUGGCUUCGACUGGAGCAGCAGCAGCUUCCUGGUCCAUCUGGGAGGAGAUGAGCCGCGGUCGUCAUCGGCAACCGUGGGACUCAACCGCUAACGAUGCUACAGCGAUACAGCUCAGCACUUUAAACACACACACAGACACACACACACACACUUACACUAAUGGACACGAUGCUCUGUAAGUGUGAGUCACCAUGGCAACUGAGUCCAGAGCAGUGCUCAUCGUCAUGGCGACCGCGGUCAGAGUGAUGAAGCUUCUAAACGAGGCUGUGUUCAGAAUGACACACAAGAUAUUUCACAAUAUUUCUACUUUACGUUUUAAUUUGUGUUCCACUGCACGCUGCACAACAGAGCAAACACACUCUUGCAAAUCCUGGAGUUUGAUCUAAACUAAAAAGUGCAGCAGAGUUUGUUAGAUCACCUUCUGAACACAGACUUGUGCUGAGCGUCUGUUUAGAUUCACAACAUGAUCACAUCUCCAUUGUGAUUCCAGUAGUUCCAAUCAGAAUUAUGAAAUAAUGUGUAAGGCAUGCAUUUCUGUUAUUUCAUGUGUUUCUCUUUAGCUGUUGUAAGUUGUCCACUAAGGGUGAAAUGACACAAUAUCUUUAUAUUUAUGAUAAUAACACUGUAAAUACACUGAUCAUGUGAUUCUCAUUUGUUGAUUUGUGAUGAGGAUGAUGUUCAUCACCUUCCACAAAAAUAAAUAAUCUGCUGUUCAAAUAA